CCUUGUUUCCUUCCAGAGAAGAGCGGGUGCCCGGGCACGGCGUGGUGACGAUGGCAGGGCGCUGAGCAGCUUCGCUUCUCCAGGGAGCCUGCCGGCAUCCCCGCCAGAUCCUGAGCAAGCAGAGCUCCUGCGAGAAGCCCGGAGAUGGAGCCCCCCGACGCAACCAUAAUCAGAGGGGUGGGGGACGAGGUGACGGUGGUGGCUGGCAUUGUGGUCCUGGCACUGGCUCUGGUUUUGGCGUGGCUGUCUACAUACGUUGCCGACAGCAGCAACCAGCUCUUGGGAACUAUCGUGGCCACAGGGGACGCAACUGUGAUACGGCUCAGCCACGUGGAACGGUAUGUGGGCGCAGCGGGGGCGACCGAGCCCCCCGAACCCGCGAGGGUCCCUGAAACCACAGAAGAAAAAGCAGAAGAGGAAGGGGGGGCCACUUCCGACUUGGGCCUGGCGCUGGAGCAGGGGGACAGCAGCAGCCCCUCCAACCCCAGCCUUGACCGGCUGCUGGACAUCCGAAGCUUGCCCAAAAGGACAUCAGGCAACGAGCCCAGUGCUCGAGACAGCCGCAGGCCGCCCGCCCCGGAGGAGAGCGACCUGUGCGCUGGCUUCAUCAAGGUCCGGCUCAAGUUCCUCAACGACACGGAGGAGGUGGCCGUGGUGAGGCCUGAGGACACCAUAGGUGUCCUCAAGAGCAAAUAUUUCCCAGGCCAAGAGAGCCAGAUGAAGUUCAUCUAUCGCGGCCAACUCCUGCAGGACCAGGCACGGACGCUGCGCUCUCUCAACAUCACAGACAACUGCGUUAUCCAUUGUCACCUCUCCCAGAGUGCUGCUGCCACCCUGCCCGACCCCACCGUGGCACCCCCUGAAGCGAGCAGCGUGACCGUCAACAUGGGGAACAUGAUGAUCCCCAUGAUCAUGGUGAUGCUGGCCGUCAUCUGGUACUUCCGCAUCAACUACCGGCAGUUCUUCACCGCGCCAGCCACUGUCUCCUUGAUCGGGGUGACCGUUUUCUUCAGCUUCCUGGUGUUUGGGAUGUACGGCCAGUAGGAAAUAGAUGGGGAGGUGUGAAAAGCAGCUCGGGGAGACAAGCCAGCCUCCUUCCCCGCCUGGCCCUUUGGGAACACAGCGCUUGUGUCAGGGCUUUUCUUAACCACGCCAUGACAAGCAAUGUUAGAGACUGGCAGCUGGGGCUGAGUGACUUCCUGCUCCCUAGGGACAGAGGACAGUGAGUGGCUGGCGGGGCAGAAGCAAGGCCUGAGCUCAGCGUGUCCUCUCCUGCCUCGCUGUUGCUGCACGCGACUUUGUCCCCUCACUGGCAGAUACCGCC
This is a messenger RNA of Struthio camelus australis, 1324 nucleotides long. The record is from RefSeq and is a predicted model, not a curated record. NCBI's taxonomy places the organism in Eukaryota, Metazoa, Chordata, Aves, Struthioniformes, Struthionidae.